This is a messenger RNA of Archocentrus centrarchus (flier cichlid), 4122 nucleotides long. It is a transcript of the gene npepps, whose product is annotated as aminopeptidase puromycin sensitive. Gene Ontology annotation, molecular function: peptide binding; zinc ion binding; metalloaminopeptidase activity. Gene Ontology annotation, biological process: peptide catabolic process; proteolysis. Bases 133 to 2754 code for a protein of 873 amino acids. Gene Ontology annotation, cellular component: membrane; cytoplasm. Lineage: Eukaryota; Metazoa; Chordata; Actinopteri; Cichliformes; Cichlidae. The transcript is spliced from 23 exons. The record is from RefSeq and is a predicted model, not a curated record.
GUCACUACUUGCUGUCAGUCUUCACUAUCGAGGCCCGUUUUAGCUAGAUUCUUGUUAAUAAAACUCAGAGUGAUAGCCAGCAUUACACACAGCACCGUCUUCGUUAGCGCAGGCAACCAAAAUAUAGGAACCAUGCCCGAAAGGAGGCCCUUCGUACGGUUACCUACUGACGUUUACCCCGUCAACUAUGGGUUGUGUUUGAAGCCUGACCUGAUCGACUUCACGUUCGAAGGCAAGCUGGAGGCUUUGGUGGAGGUUACACAAGCUACAAAUCAGAUUGUGAUGAACUGUGCUGACAUCGACAUCAUCACAGCUUCCUUUGUACCACAAGGAGGAGAAGAGGUUGGUGCUACAGGGUUUAACUAUCAAAAUGAGGAUGAGAAAGUCACCCUUUCAUUUCCUAGUGCUCUACAGAAAGGUUCCGGCACGUUGAAGAUCGACUUUGUCGGGGAGCUGAACGACAAAAUGAAAGGAUUCUAUAGAAGUAAAUAUACAUCUCCUACUGGAGAGAUUCGCUACGCUGCUGUCACACAGUUUGAGGCCACGGAUGCUCGCAGAGCUUUCCCCUGUUGGGAUGAGCCAGCUAUCAAAGCCACCUUUGACAUCACUUUGAUAGUUCCCAAGGACCGAGUAGCCUUGUCAAAUAUGAAUGUCAUUGAUCGAAAGCCACACCCAGAUGAUGAGAACCUUGUGGAAGUCAACUUUGCCACCACGCCCAUCAUGUCCACUUACCUUGUAGCUUUUGUCAUCGGUGAAUAUGACUAUGUGGAGAGCCAGUCAUCAGAUGGCAUCACGGUACGCGUCUAUACACCAGUGGGAAAGGCAGAACAAGGGAAAUUUGCACUGGAGGUUGCAACAAAGACCUUACCAUUCUACAAAGACUACUUCAGUGUUCCUUAUCCAUUGCCUAAAAUUGAUCUCAUAGCUAUUGCUGAUUUUGCUGCUGGUGCCAUGGAAAACUGGGGCCUUGUUACCUACAGGGAGACGGCAUUGCUGAUUGAUCCGAAGAACUCCUGCUCAUCCUCCCGGCAGUGGGUGGCACUGGUGGUCGGACAUGAACUCGCCCACCAGUGGUUUGGAAACUUGGUCACUAUGGAAUGGUGGACCCAUCUGUGGCUCAACGAGGGAUUUGCAUCCUGGAUCGAGUAUCUGUGUGUGGACCACUGCUUCCCUGAGUACGACAUCUGGACCCAGUUUGUCUCGGCCGACUACACCCGCGCUCUGGACCUGGACGCACUGGACAGCAGCCAUCCCAUAGAGGUGAACGUGGGCCAUCCAUCAGAAGUAGAUGAAAUCUUUGACGCCAUCUCCUACAGCAAAGGAGCAUCAGUGAUCCGCAUGUUGCACAACUACAUCGGAGACGAGGACUUUAGGAAAGGAAUGAACGCCUAUCUUUUGAAGUUCCAACAUAAAAAUGCAUCAACAGAGGACCUAUGGGACUGUCUGGAACAGGCCAGUGGGAAACCGAUCGCUGCAGUGAUGGGCUCAUGGACCAAGCAAAUGGGCUUCCCCAUAAUAGUGGUCGACCAGGAACAGCAAGGUGAUGACUGCAUCCUCAAGAUAUCGCAGAAGAAGUUCUGCGCCAGUGGACCUCAUAAUGGAGAAAGCUGUCCCAGCUGGAUGGUCCCGAUUAGUAUUUGUACCAGCGAGGACCCCAGAUGCACCAAGCUCAAGAUUCUGCUGGACAGACCGGAGACCUCCGUCACUCUGAAUGGUGUUGGUCCAGACCAGUGGGUCAAGAUCAACCCCGGCACCGUGGGCUUCUAUCGCAUCCAGUACAGCUCGUCCAUGCUGGAGAGUUUGCUCCCAGGCAUCAGAGACCUCAGCCUGCAGCCUGUGGACCGACUGGGACUGCAGAACGACCUCUUCUCCCUCUCUCGUGCAGGGAUGAUCAGCACAGUGGAAGUACUGAAGCUGAUGGAAGCCUUCGUCAAUGAGCCCAACUACACAGUGUGGAGUGACCUCAGCUGCAAUCUGGGAGUGUUGUCCUCGCUGCUGUCCCACACUGACUUCCACGAGGAGAUCCAGGAGUUCAUCCGCGACCUCUUCACUCCCAUUGGGCUCAAACUCGGCUGGGACAGCAAACCAGGGGAAGGUCAUCUGGAUGCUCUGUUGAGAGGUCUGGUUCUGGGGAAACUGGGUAAGGCAGGGCACAAACCCACCCUGGAAGAGGCCCGGCGGAGAUUCAAGGACCACGUGGAUGGCAAGCAGAUUUUACCCGCAGACCUGAGAAGUCCGGUGUAUCUAACAGUAUUGAAACAUGGAGACAGCGCCACACUGGACACAAUGCUGAAGCUCCACAAGCAAGCAGACAUGCAGGAGGAGAAGAAUCGAAUCGAGCGAGUGCUCGGUGCCAUCUCUGCCCCCGAUCUCAUCCAGAAAGUCCUCAACUUUGCCCUCUCGGAAGAGGUUCGUCCCCAGGACACAGUGUCAGUAAUCGGGGGAGUGGCAGGAAGCAGUAAACAAGGGCGGAAAGCUGCCUGGAAGUUUGUGAAGGAUAACUGGGAGGAACUUUAUAACCGCUACCAGGGAGGCUUCCUCAUAUCACGACUUAUCAAGCUCACAGUUGAUGGAUUUGCUAUUGAUAAAAUGGCGGCUGAAGUCAAGAGUUUCUUUGAGAGUCAUCCGGCGCCUGCGGCCGAGCGUACCGUGCAGCAGUGCUGUGAGAACAUCCUCCUCAACGCUGCCUGGCUCAAGCGCGAUGCAGACGACAUCCACCAGUAUCUACUCCAGCGCAAAGCACCCCCCGUCUGAACCGCCAACCCCGUUGUCCCCAACCCCGCCCCGCCCCACCCCUACCCACCCCCACUACAGACCGGAGCGGGAGACCAGAGGGUACUUUGCAGCAGGCUUCAAACAAGAAGACAAAGCCAAGAAUUUACCAGUGCGUUGGAAACACAGACUCUUUUUACGUUAACAAGCAAAAUCCAUUUUAGUCAGACCAGGAAUGUAGUUUUACCCCCAUUCUGUCCACGAGCAGGCGAGCCGAUCUGUUAGUCGCACAAACACCGCGACUCUCGACGCGUUCGCCAACCCUGCUAACGCGCUCACAUGACCCAGCCCGUAGGCACGCCUUCAUCCACCCCUGCGUUGUAGCUGAGAAAACUGUGAACCCUGUCCUCUCCUCCCUUUGUCCUGCUGUCAGCCAUUCAGAAUGCAUGAAGUGUUAUUUUUCUUUUUUCCUGUAUUUGUUACUUUAAUUACAUCAGUCAGUCCUCCUUGCUUUGAUACUCUCCCACAUCCUUGCUUUUUUUAUUUUUAUUUUUCCACACGCUGAUUUAGGUAGAAGCAGAGGGCACCUGGGCAGAAUGGGGUUAAUAAUAGUAGUGUGUGUUGUAGUUUCCAACAGCACUGAUUCUCCAUUGCUAAUAAACAGUUAGGACGAGGCGAGCAGCGCUAGCAUGGUACUACGUAUAUUGUAAACUGUAUAGUGCAAGCAUUAUUUUAUUUUUAAAUUGUUCUUUUUUUUUUGCUUAUGUUCCUAGCAAAGAAUGAAAUGAAAAGGUUUGUGGAUACCUGUUUCCACUCCGACCAGUAUCCCCCCCCCCAAAGGAAAAAAAACACCCACCCGUCGAGCUCUGUUUGUGUAGAGCGGAGUUUGUGUCGUUAAAAUCAUCCACAGAUUCGUUCUCUUCCUCCCACAAUGAAAACGAAGAUCCAGGCGUGUUUUAACAGAACGGCAGUGAUUUAUUUAAAUGUUGCGAUAAUCCUGUUAUCCAAGGACAAGGAAAGAAAAAGAUCACAACACUACUUCCCGGGGCCUUUCCUUUUCCGAAGUAACAUCCUGAAACACCUCUUCAUAGGGUUGAGAGUCCAGCGAGGCCCAGUUCGGACUUUGCAGGUGUUGACACUUCGACCCUGCUGUGGACCUUGGAAGCCUUAAACUGGUUGACUGGUUUGCAGUAAAUAUUCAACACUGAAGUGGUGAUCAUAGGUGACUUCCACAUAACCGUCAAAUGUAUCUAAUAUGACAGAUUAUACAGACUUGUUGAACGAGUAUAUCUUAUAGAAUUUACAAUUUGAUGUGUUUUUUUGGAAACAUACCAACGAGUCGUCUAACCUGUUGUCGAGACCCCCCCCCCCCACCCGCUCCCCGCAGAACAUUUGUUUUAUUUUUAUUUU